AUUAAACAUUUCAAUCUGACCAUCAAAAAAAGAUUUUGUGAAUUGACGUGUUUUUUGAAUUGGCUUUAAAAAAAGUAAAGCUAUGACUGAAUAUAAAGAUGAUGGAACCGAAAGUGUGAUUCUCAAGAUGAUAUUAGAGGCAGGCUAUGAAUGUUGUAGUUCUGUGAAUUCUGUACGAGAUUUGCUUGAAAAUCAAACUAUUGAAGAACGAGAUGUCGCCGAAAUCAUUGGUUGCAUGGCUCGUACUCAUGUAAAUAUGGCUGGUGUUGGUGGUGGAGACAAUACUACGGAGGCCACUUGGAACGUGGAGAACUUUGUUACCGUAGUUAAAGACAAGGCUCCCGAGUUGGAUUGGUAUAAAGUCUAUCAAAAGUUGGACUAUCCUCAUUUUUUUCUAUUUGAUGAAAAGGGUCUUGAUAUACUUGUUAGAGCAUGGCAGGCUUGCCCUAAUGAAAACCCGUUUCCUGCCGAUAUUUUCUUUGGUGAAUGGGAAAAUUUACGCGGACAACUCACUGCAUUAUAUCAAAUAGCUAUUGCACCCACAGGCAUUAUCAACUCGGUUGCUUGUUCAAAGAAAACCGUCAUCAAAGCCGAUGACUUCACCCAAUCCAGUGUACAUAUUCGUUCUAUGGUAUCUCAGCUUUUAAAUGACCAACUCAAUUCUCUCGACUUGAUUGAACGUAUCAUCAAAUUGGCCGAUACUUCUGUUGCCGAUGAUGUUAAAGCUCUUCUAGAAAAGAUUCUGGUCAAGAAGGUACCAGAACUCUUGUUUAUGGGUUUGCUUCAAAUUGAUCCUAUUUUAAACAAAGUACACGAAGAGUUAUUAAACAGAUUGAUUAAUUUUUAUCUGACGGGUAAUGCAAGCAGUGUAUUGGUCAUGACCAAAUUCUGGAAAGUCAAGCCCGAAUUAUUCAAGGAAAACAUUAUUGACUUGUAUGCUAAAGAGCCUACGUCAUUAACCAGAAUUUUGGCGUUUGUCCAUGAGCUAAAGAUCCUGCCUGUUAUCCUCGACAUUCAGCCAUUUUUGUUCACUAUUGAUUUGGCCGCUUUAGCUACCCGUCGUGAAUAUCUCAAUCUCGAAAAAUGGUUGCAGGAUAAAAUUGCUGAGCAUGGCGAAGUGUUUUGUCAAGCGUGUUUAAAGUUUCUCGGUAAAAAGGUAAGAGCGGAAUUGGCCAGACACGAAUCAAAUUCUGCUCCCACCACGGUGCCUUUGUCUAUGGAUGUUGUUACAGUAUUUAUCAAAAUACUUUUGGACAGUAACCUCGGCCGUCAAGAAAAGGAAUUAGUACGAGAUAUACAUUCGACAUAUAUCCAAUUAGCUCAAAAAUCAGUUGUAUCCACUACUCCUGACCAACAACUUCCUACUGAUUCAUCCUCGUCAAUCCCUACUGCCGCAGCAACAGGCGACAUCACGUUUAAACAGGACAUCGAAGACGAAGCCAAUUCUUACUACGAAAGAAUCUAUAGUGGUGAAAUUUCAAUUGAUGAAAUGAUCGAAAGGCUUGCUAAAUUCAGCACAUCCAACGAUCCACGCGAGCAAGAUAUAUUUGCUUGCAUGAUCCACAACCUGUUUGACGAGUACCAUUUCUUCCCUAAAUAUCCUGAUAAGGAACUGGCUAUAACGAGUAUUCUGUUUGGUUCUUUGAUCCAGAGUCAAUUAGUAUCUUAUGCGCCCCUUGGUAUUGCUUUGAGAUGUGUAUUGGAUGCUCUGGGAAAUGCACCGGGAUCAAAAAUGUAUAACUUUGGCCUCCAAGCCCUUGCUCAGUUUCAAUCCCGUCUGUCUGAAUGGCCUCAGUACUGUGCCCAUCUCCUGCAGAUCCCUACCCUUCAACAAGCUAACCCUGACUUGAUCCAUUUGAUUAAAUCAUCCAUGCAAAUGGGUAGAAUCCAACAACAUCAGCAACAACAUCAGCAACAGCUGCAACAAGAUGAAGGAUUAGUGCCCGAUCUUUCAAACCCGUUACUAAUUGAUCCAUCUGCGUCUGCCUCUUCAAAGGAAGUCGCUUUGGUUUCCGCUUCUUCCGCUGCUGCUGCGGCUGCUGCCGCCGCCGCCGCUGCCACUGCCAUUAUAUUUACUGCCAUUCGUAUUCCCGAAAUGAUCUCCGAUGAAAAUAUCACGUAUGAGGCACCAAACGAAGCCACACAAGAUAAGAUCUUAUUCAUCAUCAACAAUGUAGCACUGAACAAUUUGGAGAUCAAAUCCAACGAUUUGAAGGAUAACUUAAAGAAAUCGGCCUAUCAAUGGUUUAGUAAUUAUUUGGUGGUAAAGCGUGCAAGUAUCGAACCCAAUUAUCACGAUCUUUAUUUGUUGUUGCUCCGUUCAUUCAAUAGUGAAUUAUUGUAUCAGCAUGUUCUUCGUGAGACAUUUGCCAAUAUCAAAAUUUUGCUCAAUUCUGAAAACACGGUUUCUUCUUCCACAGAACGUACUUUGUUAAAGAACCUAGGUGCUUGGCUUGGUGGUAUGACUUUGGCUCAAAAUAAGCCCAUCAAACAGAAAUACAUUUCAUUCAAGGAACUUUUACUGGAAGGUUAUGACACCAACCGCCUUAUUGUCAUUAUUCCGUUUGUUUGUAAGGUGUUAGAACAAGGUACCAAAAACUCGGUUUUUGUUCCUCCCAAUCCCUGGGUUAUGGCCAUUUUGAAAUUACUUGUGGAACUAUAUCAGCACGCCGAUCUUAAAUUGAAUCUCAAGUUUGAAAUUGAGGUGCUUUGUAAGAGUUUAUCCGUCGAAUUAAAUUCGAUCCAACCUACCACCGUAUUAAAGAACCGUCAACCCAAAAAUCGCCUUACGAUUGCCCCUCCUCCACCUCCUCCCUCUGUCAAUACAACCGCUAUUGUGGCUCGCACUGCAGAAACUACCGCUUCUCCCUUUGCCAAUACCAAUAGCCGUCCUCCCAUCACCAAUUUGAUCCCUCAAUCUUCCAACCCCAAUAUCGAUGAUGAAGAACCCAUCAAUAUUCCUAAUCUUGGCCCUUAUUUAACUUUCAAUCCUCAAAUUGUCAUGUAUUCCACACAGCCUAGCUCCAAACGCUGGGUACUUCAAGCCGUCACCCAAUCGAUCCGUGAGAUUAUCGGUCCUGUUGUCGAAAGAUCCGUUGCUAUUGCUUCUGUCUCUACACGGGAGUUGGUCACCAAGGACUUUUCUAUGGAAUCCGAUGAAAAUAAGAUGAGAAAAGCAGCCCAUUUAAUGGCCCAAAGCUUAGCUGGUAGUUUAGCCAUGGUGACAUGUAAGGAUCCUCUUCGUACCAGUAUGGUUAACCACAUGCGUUCACUCUUCAUUGCCAAUGGUCUUAGUGAAGUGAUUGCCGAGCAAGCUGCCAUGUUGACAGUGGCUGACAAUCUUGAUUUGGUUUGCGCCGUGAUUGAAAAGACAGCCAUGGAAAAGGUAACGAUGGAGGUGGACGAGUCUUUGAUGAAUGCAUAUGCUAGUCGUAAGAAGCAUAGGGAACAACAGCAACAACGUGGCGGUGGUAAUGGGCAACCUUACUUUGAUAUGGACAUCUUUUCGAUGUCUAGAUACCCAUCUACGUUACCUGAACCUUUACGUCCCAAACCAAAUGGACUUGGUGUUAGUCAACUUCGUGUCUAUGAAGACUUUACUCGUAUACCAAGAUCUGCCGCCGCUGUCGUUGCUGCAUCUGCAGGACAGAUGAUGGAUCAACAACCUAUGAUGGAUCAACAACAACGUAUUUUACGUACAAAUGGCCGUCCAGAGUUACAUAGCAAUUAUAGCAGCAAUAACCUUACGCCUUCAUUUGAUGGCGUUAGUCAACAACAACAGCAGCAACAGCAGCAACAACAACAACAGCAACAACAACAAGCAAGCGCUCGUCAGAUUUUAGAAAGAUUUGCCCAAUACAUUAACGAUUUAGAAAAAUUAGUUAGCAUGACGAAUGUUCCUAAUUUCAACUCCUUACCCAUGAACCAUGAUAUCGUUAGUAUUGUAAGACAAAUUCCCUUGUUGGCAGCAUCUAGUUUUGAUAAAUCUGAGGCAGCAAGAACUUUUGCGCAAAAGGUUGUUCAGUUACUUUACAAGAGUGAGACACAAUUGGGCCGUGAAAUGUAUGUGAUUCUUUUAGAGAAGCUUUGUGAUGUAUCUCAAAAUGUGGGUACUCUUGUUACAUCAUGGUUGACCCACGCUGAUGAUGAACGCAAAUACAACGUUCCGGUAACUGUUGCUUUAAUCAAGGCUAAUUUGAUCAAGCUCCCCGAACAAGAUCAAGAAUUGGCCAAUUUGAUUGAUAACGGUCGUGUCAGCGCUAUUGAUUUUACAGCCCGUUUGAUUCGCUCUUGUUUGUUUGAUGACGUUCCUUUGGCUACCCGUCAAGAAUUCAUGGCAUCUCUUGAAGCGCUUAGUAGACUUCGAGGUAACGUACCUGAUAGCGUUUUGGUAUUGAUGGACGAGAUGCGCAGAAGAGCGACUAUUUCAUCGUCUAAUUCCAACUUGUCUGGUGGUCCCACUCCCUUGAUCUCCCAACAUAUUCAACAGCAUCAACAGGAUGGGCAAGAAGAAGAUCUUGGUCUUCGUGAACAUCUUCGUAUUUUGUUUACUGAAUGGGUUAGAAUUUAUCAACACCCUACAUCCUCUGAUAAGGUAUUGAAUGCCUUUGUUGCCCAAUUAUCACAACAGGGUAUUUUUAAAAUGGAAGACGUGUCUUCCUUAUUUUAUCGAGUCUGUAUUGAAACUUCCAUUGAACAUGCCAUCAAAUACAAGCAAUUGCCUGGGCAAUCACCUGGACUCGCAUAUCAACCUAUUGACGCAUUUUCCAAAUUGAUCAUUAGUUUGUUGAAAUUGCAGCAACCAUCUACACCUGUUGGUACACCUGCAGCGGAUGCACAAGACAAUGGACGUGUCAAACUUUUCAACAAGGUGCUUUCAAUUAUUGUGCUUGUUGCAGCCCAGCAUCAUGAACAACGUCAACAACAAUUUAAUCAACGCCCAUUUUUGAGAUUGUUCACCAGCCUAUUCAGUGAUCUUCACGCGGCCGAACAACAAAUCCAAACUAUCUAUAUUCCCAUCUUGACAACCAUGAGCAAUACUUUCAAUACACUGCAGCCAUCCCAAUUCCCUGGGUUCACUUUUGCUUGGCUUCAGUUGAUUUCUCAUCGUUUAUUCAUGCCUAAAUUAUUACUUGCAGAAAAUCAAAUGGGCUGGCCCACUUUCCAAAGAUUACUCAUCUGCUUAUUCAAAUUCCUUGGACCUUUCUUACGUAACGCGCAGUUAAAGGAAACUACACGUAUGCUUUAUCGAGGAACUUUAAGAGUAUUAUUAGUGUUACUCCAUGAUUUCCCUGAAUUCCUUUGCGAUUAUCAUUACAGCUUAUGUGAUGUUAUCCCAUCAUCCUGUAUCCAACUCCGUAACCUCAUCUUGAGUGCAUUCCCUCGUAAUAUGCGUCUUCCAGAUCCUUUCACACCCAAUCUCAAGGUAGAUCUGCUUCCUGAAAUCAAUCAAUCGCCCAACAUUUUAUCAGACUAUACCUCGGUUUUGAAAACCAGCAAUUUGAAACAAGACAUUGACGAAUAUUUGGAAUCACCCAAUGAUCAUUUCUUGAGCAAGUUACCUGGACGAUUAUUAUUUACGGGAGAGGGAGAUAUGUCGAAAUACAAUGUGCCAUUGAUGAAUGCGUUGGUGUUCUAUAUUGGCGCUAUUGGAGUCAAUGAGGGCAUCCCAGUAAACCAAGGAUCACCUGUCGAAAUCUUUCAAUAUCUGUUAAAUGAGCUUGAUUCGGAAGGCAGAUACUUGUUUGUUAGUGCCAUUGCUAAUCAACUCCGAUACCCCAAUAGUCAUACGCACUAUUUCAGCUGUGUCAUUUUGUACUUGUUUGCGGAAAGCACCAAAGAAAUUGUCAAGGAACAAAUUACUCGUGUCCUUUUGGAGCGUCUUAUUGUGAAUAGACCUCAUCCUUGGGGACUUUUGAUUACCUUUAUUGAAUUGAUCAAAAACCCAAGAUAUAGUUUCUGGAAUCAUUCGUUCACAAGAUGCGCUACGGAUAUUGAACGCUUAUUUGAAAGCGUGUCUAGAUCCAUUAACCAAAUUUAGAUUACAUACAAUGCAUAUUUGGAAAGAAAGAAAGAAAGUGUAUAUACGUUAAAAAAAACAAAAAAAAAAUCACAACUCCACCUACAAAAAAACACUGUCAUUAUUUUUUAAUUAUUUCUGUACAUUUACCAUUUUUUUUUUUUUCUUUUGUAAAAAAAUAUGUUUACUUCUUUAUACAUUCAGAUUAUACCAACAAUAAACAUUUCACUCUUCUCUUUUUAGUUUUAUAUGGGCCGUGUAUGUUGCCGUUUUAGAAAAUAUGUAGUACUUCAUCAUAUGAAGUCGUAAGUCGUGAUUUUCGGCCACAAAAAAAAAAAU
Molecule: messenger RNA, 6358 nt
Organism: Mucor mucedo
Lineage: Eukaryota; Fungi; Mucoromycota; Mucoromycetes; Mucorales; Mucoraceae
Product: CCR4-Not complex component, Not1-domain-containing protein
Exons: 7
Coding region: 83-6040 (1985 amino acids)
Biological process (GO): nuclear-transcribed mRNA catabolic process, deadenylation-dependent decay
Cellular component (GO): P-body; CCR4-NOT core complex
Molecular function (GO): molecular adaptor activity
Source: RefSeq, a predicted model, not a curated record